Molecule: messenger RNA, 1502 nt
Organism: Spirodela intermedia
Lineage: Eukaryota; Viridiplantae; Streptophyta; Magnoliopsida; Alismatales; Araceae
Source: the annotation of a GenBank genome assembly
AUGGCGGGAUCUCCUCCUUCCGGCGGCGACGGCUGUGGCGAUGGCGCUGCUCCAGCGAGGGGGCCGUCGCCUGCAGGCGUGGUGCACGUUUUCUGGGACGCCGGGAUGCUCGACCACGACGCCGGCGCCGGCGUGUUCGACACCGGCUUCGACCCCGGCUUCCUUGAGGUCCUCGAGAAGCACCCGGAGAACCCAGAUCGGGUGAGGAACAUGGUUUCGAUCCUACGCAGGGGCCCCAUCUCCUCCUACAUCUCAUGGCAUCCGGGGAGAUCCGCCCACACCUCGGAGCUCCUCUCCUUCCACACUCCAGGUAGGUGCUCCCCCCACCCUCUUCCACCUGCCCUCAUCUCCCCCGCCCCCUCUCUCAGGCAGGUUAAGGUUCCCAGCAUAUCUGGAUGAUCUAGGGAAUCUGCCUGAGAAUCCAUCGAUCGAUCCGUCCAUUCCAGAGCAUGUUCAUCAGAGUCUCUACUGGUGUGCAGAUCUGAGACGCACCUAAAUCAAGGUAUCCUUUACCUGUCUGUAAUUCUCAGAGUACGUGGAAGAGCUCGUCCAAGCCGACGCAGAGGGACCAACAAAGCUGUGCGAAGGCACAUUCCUGAAUCCUCGUUCUUGGAAAGCAGCCCUGAUCGCCGCCGGCACGACCUUGUCGGCGAUGAAGCAUCUGCUGGACGGGAAGGGGAAGGUCGCAUAUGCUCUGGUGCGGCCCCCGGGGCACCACGCGCAGCCCUCCCGCGCCGACGGGUACUGCUUCCUCAACAACGCCGGCAUGGCGUCGCAGUUGGCUCUGGACUCCGGCUGCCGGCGAGUCGCCGUGAUCGACAUCGACGUCCACUACGGCAACGGCACCGCCGAAGGGUUCUACCGCUCCAGCAGGGUGCUGACGAUCUCCCUCCACAUGAACCACGGAUCGUGGGGCCCUUCACACCCGCAGAGCGGCGCCAUUGACGAGCUCGGAGAAGGCGAGGGGCUCGGGUAUAAUCUGAACAUCCCUCUGCCAAAUGGAACGGGGGACAAGGGAUACGCCUACGCCAUGUCGGAGCUGGUCGCCCCCGCCGUCCGCAAGUUCGACCCCUGGGUCGUCGUCCUCGUCGUCGGCCAGGACUCCAGCGCGGUGAGUGAGAGACCGAAGAAUCAUCCUCGACCUUUCUCCGAUGCGGCGGCGAGAUUCAGGCUAAGUAUUUUUUUUUUGGGUGCAGUUCGAUCCCAAUGGGCGGCAGUGCUUGACAAUGGCGGGCUACCGGACGAUCGGCGGAGUCGCCCACGAGCUGGCGGAGGAGCUCGCCGGAGGGCGGCUGCUGCUGGUUCAGGAGGGCGGAUACCAUCUGACCUACUCGGCCUACUGCCUCCAUGCGACUUUAGAGGGGGUCCUCGGGCUAGAAGAAGCUCCUCUCUUACCGGAUCCUGUGGCGUACUACCCCGAGGACGAGGCCUUCGCCGUCGAGGUUGUCGAUGCCAUCAAGCGCCAGUGGAGGAAGACGAACCCUCUCUUCAGAGAUCCCUGA